GGUCCAGCGCCCCGUCCGCCACAACCACUCUCAACAUGCAGCUGUUCGUCGCCGCGUGCCUGCUGGCCUGCGCCGCCGCCUUCCCGCAGGGGCAGUUCGAGGGCUCCGGCGAGCCGCCGGCCCUCCGCUCGGGCUUGAACGACGUCGGCAUCUUGCGCUCGGAUUUCGACAUGAGCGAGGACGGCUCGUUCCAGUACGGCUUCGAGUCGACUGACGGCACAGUCGUGGACGCGGCCGGCGAGCAGCGCCAGAUCGGCAACUCGGCUGGCAUCGUGAUGCGCGGCUCAUACUCGUACGUGUCGCCCGAGGGUAACAACAUCGCGAUCUCCUGGGUGGCCGACGAGUCGGGCUUCCGCGCCGAGGGCGACAGCAUUCCGGCCGUGCCCGAGUACGUGUCGACGCUGCUGAAGAACCUGCCGGCCGCGCCGGCGCCGGCGCUGCUGUCGACCGUCCGCACCGCCCCGCUGGCGCCUGUCCGCCAGGAGGUCGUCGCCGCGCCGGAGUCGGUGGUGGAGGAGGAGCUGCUGACGGUGGUGAGCGCCGAUGAGCCCCAGCAGGAGGAGGAGCAGGAGGUGUUCGUCUUGCCGACGGUGGAUGAGCAGAUCUUCGACUCCCAGCCCGAAGAGGUGGCCGUGGAGGUACCGGUCGAGGUCGUGCAAGAUGUUGGCGCCGAUGCCCAGCCCGAAGAAGUGGUGGCCGACGCUGUGGAGGUGCCGGCCCUCGAUGCGCUGCCCGAGAUCCCUGAAUUGCCCGUCUUUGACGCCCUGCCAGAGGAUGUCGAGGAGCAGGUGGAAGUCGUGGCUGCCGAGCUCGCUGCAGAGUCGGAGCUGCCAUCGCUGCUCUCUGUAGAGGAGAGUCUGUCUGACGGCGUACCAGUACUGCUUCUGUGAUCGCCCAUCCACCUGCUGAUUACUGCCCACCUUGCCUUGUCAGUGCCGUCAGUCAGAUGGUCUCGCAUAGGAAGGCCGUGAUGUUCACUGUUGAUGUUCACCGCUAGGUCAUUGCAUUGCCGGCGCGAGUAUCUCCAUGACCUUCUUGUAUGCGCCAUGUGGACGUGUGCCAACGAAAUACAUGAUUGAGUGAUGCAUACCUCGUUUUCACGGAAUUAGCUAUUUCGUCAGAACUCGCGCUGACCUAAAGCACAAAGGGAGGCAGGCGCGAUAAAAAUAAUGUCACAUGUCUUGCAAAUGCAUCGGUACGGUCUG
Molecule: messenger RNA, 1205 nt
Organism: Pollicipes pollicipes
Lineage: Eukaryota; Metazoa; Arthropoda; Thecostraca; Pollicipedomorpha; Pollicipedidae
Exons: 1
Coding region: 36-890 (284 amino acids)
Cellular component (GO): chitin-based extracellular matrix
Molecular function (GO): structural constituent of chitin-based larval cuticle
Source: RefSeq, a predicted model, not a curated record